Messenger RNA from Sphaerulina musiva SO2202, 1770 nucleotides. RefSeq lists its product as uncharacterized. The coding region runs from base 1 to 1770 and encodes 589 amino acids. The transcript has a single exon. NCBI's taxonomy places the organism in Eukaryota, Fungi, Ascomycota, Dothideomycetes, Mycosphaerellales, Mycosphaerellaceae. The record is from RefSeq and is a predicted model, not a curated record.
AUGAUGGACACGGAGAGUGUGACGGAAACUGACAGCGCGGCGGACACUGCCACUGCCAACAUCAUGACGGACCGAACCAGAAUGCAACUGGUCUGCCGUGUUGCCGAGCUCGAGACAGAAUUAUUCCUCACCCGCGAAGCGCUCAGGCAGUCAAACGAGUCCAAGCAAUACCUGAUUGAGUAUAUCAACGGAUGGAAAGGCAACUUUGGCCCCAACAACGUCGCGGCCGUCAGCGGAGCCCAGGACAUCGGAACAAGCAACGGGGCUGUGAAACGCAAAGAUUCAAUUACCAACGUGAUGGAUACGUUUGUAGAGUGUAUCUCCGACGAGCAAUUUGUGGACCCUAAGAGGGAGAAGUCAAUUCUGGAUGAGGAUGAUGUCCUCGAGGAUCAGACUCCGAGUCUCGUGCCGAGUACAGUUCAGGAUAGCAAGCCUGAUGAAGAGUCCAUCGGCCAGGACACUGUCAGCGAGAAUCGCAGGCCCUCAAUCGGCUGCCCAGCAGUUCCCUCGGAGGAGCCACUGGGAUUCACCAUCUAUCACCAAGAUGACACGACAACUUUUGUUUACACGGGCGGACGAUGCCAGUCUCCCUGUCAUACAAUUCCACGGCGUCAAGCAAGACCGUUCCUCGAUUGGGAGCACAGAAAGCUCGCGGGGAAUGCGUUUGUCUGGGCCGAAAUGACGGCAGAGGAGUUGACGGAGGUCUUUGCGCGUUAUGCGAAGGAGCAUCCGAAACAUUCUGCUGAGGAGUACCACAGCUACUUCGAGGAAUGCAUUCGACCGGCCCAUGAGGAGCGAGAAAGCCGGCUGCAGAAGGCCAGAGAAGCCCUGUUGGUACCUCUCGUCUCGAUUGAGGCCGACGAGCAGGCACAAGAGCAGGAUCCGAUGAUCCCGCGCACGGACGAGACAGAGGGUAUGGUGUGGACGACGGGGCGAUUGCCUUCCCCAGACUCCAGGACCGCGGAAGAUUUCGAGAACGAUGUCCAGCGCGCAUUCGGGGUCGAAAGUGGUCGUACAGGUUGGAGUUCAAGGACCCGGCAGCAGGAACUGCACAACAUUCGCUAUGAUCCAGGACGCGCCGCAGCAACCACGUUUGACACGGGAUACAAUCCUAACCCCUACUGCCCACCAGCCGAAGUUAAUUUGGACCCAUAUAAUACCAUGGUGGUCAGCAAUAUCUCGGUCGGCACGACUCUCUCCCAGGUCCUUGACCAAAUCCACGACGGGGGGGAAAUCUACUCGGCCGUGUUCCUCAACACAGCCGGUUUGUGCACCAACCCCCGAAUGACCACCGAAACGGCCCUGAUCAAAUUUCUCCACGAUGGUGACGCCAGCUCCGUCGUGAAGAAUUGGAAGGAGCACACCAACACCUCCAUGACCGUCCAGCUCGUUGAGACUGUCUCACGCCCGAUCCCCAGCCGCAUCUGGGCGGAAAUUGACCGUAUCAAUCUCAGCAGAGUGCUGUUCAUAAAAGAUGACACGGGCUUCUGGACGCCGGGCAAAGUCCUCCGGCAGCUGAUGCGUCAUGGAGUGAGGUACCCGCUGAAGGUGAUGUUUAACCUCUCCCUUGAACGAACCAUGCACUUUCACUUUGCGAGCUUGGCCGAGGCGAAGGCAGCUUGGCUUGCGGUCACUCGCGACCACACAGUUUUCGACGGCAUACCCACGGGCUUCGUCGCGGAUCCAUGUAGUGGGCCUGCUUACGAUGGAGAGUCGGAGGGUUUGAGUGAUGGUUGGUGCGAGUACGUCAGGCUCACGGAGGAGACCUGA